Messenger RNA from Phragmites australis (common reed), 3032 nucleotides. RefSeq names its product L-type lectin-domain containing receptor kinase VIII.2-like. The record is from RefSeq and is a predicted model, not a curated record. Lineage: Eukaryota; Viridiplantae; Streptophyta; Magnoliopsida; Poales; Poaceae. Gene Ontology annotation, biological process: protein phosphorylation. Bases 591 to 2834 code for a protein of 747 amino acids. The transcript has a single exon. Gene Ontology annotation, cellular component: plasma membrane. Gene Ontology annotation, molecular function: carbohydrate binding; protein kinase activity; ATP binding.
AAGCUGAAUCCUCUCCAUCGUGGUGUUGGUGUAGCAGCAGCAACUACGGGAGGUGAGGUCCAGCAUUGCACACCACCAACGUUACACCGGAGCGGGGACCUCCGCGAGCACGGCCGUGCUGCGACGUGACGUGCCAACGGCGAGGGCGUUUUGUUACCGUUUGAGCGGCGGCGGCGGUGGCGGCGGCAGGCGUGCACUGCAGCUGCAGGCCGGCAUGGGCACCGCCGCAGGCCCCGAAAGCUGGCUGCUUGCCUGUCCGCACUGCCUCCACGUAUGACACGGCGUCCGUCCAAACCGCAAGAAACCAACCACAGCCUCGCCUCUCACUGCCCACCCACUCACACUCUUCUUCCUCAGUGCUCCCAAGUCCCAACCGUUGCCAUCUCUCUCUCUCCAAAGCGGUCCGGCCUCUCCGCACUGCAGUCCCAGUCACCCACCUCACCAUCUCCCGCACUCUGCUCUUGUCCACCUUAAUCGCAACCUCCUCAUUCUCUGCCUGCUCCCCUCCUCUGCUCGACCCAGCUUCCUCUGCUUGCUUCUUGGGUCGGGCUCCCAUGUUCUGCUUCUGCUGAUGCACAACACUACGCCCCAUGCCAACGCCGGCGCCCGCGCCCGCCAUGGCCAGACCCGCCCUCUCGCUGGCAUUGCUCCUCCUUCUCCUCCUCGCCCUCGCUGACGACCCAGCCGUGGCGGUGCGUUUCGACUAUGCGAUGCUCACCCUCGGCAGCCUCAAGCUCCUCGGCGACGCGCACCUCAAGAACGGCACCAUCCGCCUCUCCCGCGACCUCCCCGUCCCCACCUCCGGCGCCGGCCGCGCGCUCUACGCGUCACCCGUCUCGCUCCGCUCCGGAUUCUCCACCCAGUUCGCCUUCACCGUCACCACGCUCAACCCCUCCUCCGUCGGCGGGGGGCUCGCCUUCGUCCUCGCCGCGGAUGACUCCUCCAUCGGCGAUGCCGGCCCCUACAUCGGGAUCUCCACUAAGACCGACGCCGCCGCCGUCGAGUUCGACACGCUCAUGGACGUGCAAUUCGGGGACGUCAACGGGAACCACGUAGGGCUGGAUCUCGGGACCAUGGUGUCCGCCGCCGUCGCCGAUUUAGAUGAGGCCGGAGUCGAGCUCACCAGCGGGAGGACCGUCAACUCGUGGAUCGACUACAAGGGGGGGAUCAUGGAGGUGUUCGUGUCCUACGCGGCGAAGCGGCCGCCGGCGCCUGUGCUGUCCGCGCCAGUGGACCUUGGGGAGAGUGUCAAGGACGCAGCUUUCGUCGGGUUCUCGGCGUCCACGCAGGGGAGCACGGAGGUGCACGCAAUCGAGUGGUGGAGCUUCUCGACCGCAUCCCCGUCGACGGCGCCGCAUCCGGCGCCUACGCCGCCGCCGGAAUCGCCCGUUUCCUCGGCUACUCCCCCUCCGGCGAGCAUCAAUCCGGUGCUUCCUUCGCCGCUGCUCCCGGGAGUGACGCCGUCGCCGCCAUCCGCGACGGUUUCGGCGCCCACUAGCUCGAUCGCCGCGGCGAGCGCUCCGGCGAACGCCGCCGCGGGGAAUGCCGGCUCGCCGCACCCGCCCAAGCACGCGGCCGUGGCCGGCGCCGCGACGGCGGGCGCCUUCGUUGCCGUGUCGUUCGCGGGCUUCGCGUUCUGGGCGCUCGCGCGCCGCACGAGGGCCAAGAAGCACACGGCAUUGGCGGUGGCCAAGAAGCGCGACAGCCUCGCGUCGGCCGCGGCACUCGCGCGGUCGCCGCGGGAGUUCAGCUACAAGGAGCUGAGAGCCGCGACGCGCGGCUUCGACGCGUCCCGCGUCAUCGGCAACGGCGCGUUCGGCACCGUGUUCAAGGGCAUCAUCCCCGACACUGGCGCCAUGGUCGCCGUGAAGCGCUACACAAACGCAAACGCCAACGCCAACGGCGAGCAGGCGCGCUCCGAGUUCCUGUCGGAGCUCUCCAUCAUCGCCGGCCUCCGACACCGCAACCUCCUCCGCCUCCAGGGGUGGUGCUACGAGAAAGGUGAGAUCUUGCUGGUCUACGACUACAUGCGCAACGGCAGCCUCGACCGGGCGGUGUUCGACGCCUCGUCCCCGGUGCUCCCGUGGCACCACCGCUACGAGAUCCUCGCCGGCGUGGCCUCCGCGCUGGCGUACCUCCAUCACGAGUGCGAGCGCCGCGUCAUCCACCGGGACGUCAAGUCCAGCAACGUCAUGCUGGACGAGGCGUACCGCGCGCGGCUCGGCGACUUCGGCCUCGCGCGCCAGGCGGAGCACGGCGAAUCCCCCGACGCGACUGCCGCGGCCGGCACGAUGGGGUACCUGGCGCCGGAGUACCUCCUGACGGGGCGCGCCACCGAGGGCACCGACGUGUUCAGCUUCGGCGCACUGGUGCUGGAGGUGGCGUGCGGGCGGCGGCCCAUCGGCACGGAAGGCCGGUGUAACAACCUGGUGGAGUGGGUGUGGAGUCUGCACGGCGAGGCCAGCGUGCUGGACGCCGUCGACCCAAGGCUGGGCGGCGAGUACGACGAGGGAGAGAUGCGGCGGGCGCUGCUGGUGGGGUUGGCAUGCUCCAGCCCCGAGCCGGCGCUGCGGCCAGGGAUGCGCGCCGUGGUGCAGAUGCUGAGCGGGGAGGCGGACCCGCCGUUCGUGCCGGCGACGCGGCCGUCUAUGAGCUUCCGCGCCAACCACCAGCUGCUGCUGAGCCUGCAGGACAGCGUGUCGGACUACAACGCGCUGGGGCUGAACCUGUCGGACUCGUCGUCGGACUCGCUGAGCUCGUCGUCGCUGACGAGCACGCUGCAGAGAGGCGGGCACGACAUCGGGUUCAGCGGCACCGGCGGCGACACCCAGUGACUGACGCGAGCCGCGGGUGGUUUAAACGAAUUAUUCCGACCAGCUCGUAGCUAGAACUCUUCUUCCUUCUCGAUCUCGAACGCGGAAAACAAAAGACCAUGUAUGUAUGAGUACAUAGAUUAGCAGCAUGGACUCCAAUGUCCAAAUCAACAUUUGUAAUAUUGCUCUUGAUAAUAAUUCAGAAUUCAGAUGAUUCAU